GAAAUCUGAACCUUACUCUACUUCCUUUCAGUGUGUAAUACACCAAAUAAUGUGGAUAUCGUCAACAGUUAUCAUUUAUUUACCUUUUAUCAUUCAGGACAUUGAAACUAAAAAAUACCUAAUACAAACAUCUGGAAAGCCAGUUUCUUUAGCUUCAGGAACAGAUUCAUUGAAGGCUGUAACACUUAAUAUAGGGAGUGAUUACUCAGAUAACCCAGUGACAUCAGCAGAACAUGAAAAAGGAAAUCCUGUUUUUUCUCCCUCUGCUGAUUUGUCAGGAACAAUGAACUUCUCUAAGCCAGACUGGAUCUUUGAACUGAGUACUGGAGUAACAAUUAAGAGAAUAGUAGAUGGAAAUGAGUUUGUUAUUACUGGUGAUGGUAUUACUGCAACAAUCAAUGGAUUUCCCAUCACAGAAGCAGAAUAUAGCAAGGUUCUGGAAGGAGAGAAGAUUACUAUUACAGCAGAUGGAAAAGAGGUUGUGCUUGAAGCCAAGGACAAAAAAGUCAUGUUUGAUGGAAAACCAUUUUCAGACGGGGAAAAUAUUUCAACGGAAUCUAACACAGUAAGAAAAAUCUACAGCAAAGAGUCCUUGUCUCUACAAAUACCAGUUGAGUUUAGUUCUCCAUUUUGGAUUUUAUCUCUGCCGAAAGGGAUGUCAAUUCUCCGUAAUGUGGAUGGAUAUGAGUUCAAUAUAUCCGGAGAUGGUAACACAGCCAUAAUCAAUGGAUAUUCUGUAACUCCGCAAGAUUGGAAAUCUGCUCUUAAAGGAGAAAAUGUCACUUUAAAAGGAAAUAAUGAAACAAAAGGUUUUCUGACAGGUUCAGAAGGAAAUGUCACAUUGAAUGGUAAAUCUUUGAUUUACGGUAAUCGUAUUCAACAAAAAGUUUCUCAAAUCAUUUACAACCUUGGUCCAACAAAAGAAGCUGAAAAUAACAGCAAUGUAGAUUAUAAGGAAACUAAUGAUCUGAUAAGUAACUUAAAAGAUGGGGAAACAGUUGUUCAACAUGAAUUACAUGAUGUGGAAAUACCAAACUCAGAUUUUGAGACAGACAUUUUUACUACUGGAGUUGAAGUAGGAGCUGACGAAGAAGUUGUUGAAUAUGAAAUAGAAGAUGUUGAAGUACCUAAAUCAGUGGAUGGAAAUUAUUCUUCAAAUAUGGAAAAUAAUAGUACAUAUGGUUUUGAGACAAAACUUACAACUGUUGUAACUGAAGCUUACUCUAUGUCUGAAACACCACCUACAACCACUUCAUACCCAAGUACAAGCAUUGCCUUGAUAAAGGACAAAAAUUGCACUGAAGAGGAACCUGAAGUAUUGCCUGUACCCCCUGUACCUGGAAAUUCUGAUUGCAGAUUACCCUUGCAGUGUGGUGGAAGGGAAAUUUGCACCAAGGAAAACAAGUGUGAAUCUUUGGUCACUUGUCAGAAAGAUGAGGAAUGUAGCACAAAGACUAAGUUUCCAGUCAGUUGUGAAUAUGUAACUGGUGAUGUGCAAGUGUGUAUGCACAAGGAUUGUGAAGGUGAUGAUGCGAAGUGCAAACAAGUUGGACCAGAGUAUAGAUGCUUUGAGAGUCAAUGCAAACCAACUUAUGGAGAUUGUGAGAGUUCUUGUGAUUGUGUGGAAAAGUACAAUAUGAGGAAAGGAGAGGGAAAAUGUUUCAACAAGCAAUGCCUUUGCAGAACCGACUGGAUUGAAAAAUGUGAUUCUGGACCUAAGGAAACUCCAUCUCUAACUACAAGUACACCAAUGCCACUUAAAGGAGAAAAUUCACCUGCUCCAGCUCCUUACAGUACAACAUCUGAUACUAAUGCCUCUACUCCUUAUACUACAUCACCUACUCCAGUUGUAAAGGAUAGUUGUAUACUUCCUCCCACUAGGGAUUAUGGAAAACUUGGUGAUCCUUGCAGCAUUCAAAGUUCCUGUGUUCCAUUUAAUGAUUUGGUGUGUGUAAAGAAUAAUGGAUCAGCUAUGGGUUCUUGCCAAAAGAUCGAAUGUAAAACUGAUGAAGAAUGCUCUCAUAGCUCUUUUCCAAUGGAAUGUGGAGGUGGUAUAUGCAGAUCAAAAGACUGUUCUGAAACAUUUUGUCCUGAUGGAUAUGGUUGCUAUAGUGAUGGACAGUGUAAAAGGAUUAUGGGAAACUGUAAAUUUGUCUGUGACUGUGGAGAUUGUGGGGAGAUGGACUGCUUCAAAAACCAAUGUUUCUGUGAUAAUAACUUUGAUGACUGUGGAUCACCCACAGGAUAUGUGAGUAAAACUGAUCCAACCCUUGCUGGAGGAAUAUCUUAUUCUAAACAGCCAAGUGAUGAAUGCACAGAACCUGAAUGCUCCAGUGAUUGGAUGAAAACAAGUGCUGGAUGCUAUAAACUAUUACCAGAGCAGUCAACCUUUGAUGAAGCUGUUGCCAAAUGCAAAGAAGAGAAAGGAUUUCUUGCUAAAGUUGAUUCCAAGAAAAAGAUGGAAGAACUUCUGAAAUCCGUUCUGAAGGAUGGAACUAUUUCUGCAUGGAUUGGAGCAAAAAAAGAAGGUGAUACGAUUAAAUGGAUUUCUGAUAAUUCUGUAAUAGGAUAUUCUCCCAGUGCUUAUGCUAGGAUUGAAACUGACCCUGCUAAGGCAUGUGUUCGAACCAUUAGUUUAAAUUGGCAAAAUUCUGCUUGCACAGAAAAACUUUCUCCACUCUGUGAAAUGGCUACUGGAAAACAAGGAUAUUAAUUCUCUUUAUUUUGCAUGAAAUAAAUUUUUAACAAAUA
Molecule: messenger RNA, 2751 nt
Organism: Eurytemora carolleeae
Lineage: Eukaryota; Metazoa; Arthropoda; Copepoda; Calanoida; Temoridae
Exons: 27
Coding region: 50-2713 (887 amino acids)
Source: RefSeq, a predicted model, not a curated record